This is a messenger RNA of Miscanthus lutarioriparius, 906 nucleotides long. NCBI's taxonomy places the organism in Eukaryota, Viridiplantae, Streptophyta, Magnoliopsida, Poales, Poaceae. The record is from the annotation of a GenBank genome assembly.
AUGAAGAGUAGAUUUCCUGUUCUUUGUGUCAUUGUCUGUCUCAUGGCUCAGAUGGGAGAUGCCAAUGUCGUGCUACUGGGGAAUAAUCUGACCAUGUCCUUUGAUGACAUUGAGGCAAGCUUUUCUCCAGGAGUGAAAGGGUCAGGAGUCAAUGGCUUAGUUUAUGCUUCUGAACCUUUGAAUGCCUGCAGCCCGUUAACAAUCAAGGCAGUCAAGGGCCCGCCAUCUCCCUUUGCAUUAAUUGUAAGAGGCGGAUGCACAUUUGAUGAGAAAGUAAAAAAUGCACAGGAUGCUGGAUUCAAAGCUGCAAUUGUGUAUGACAAUGAAAAUAGUGGGGUCCUGGUUUCAAUGGCUGGAAGCACAAGUGGCAUACAUAUAUGUGCUGUUUUCAUUUCGAAGGCCUCAGGAGAGGUGUUGAAGAAAUUUUCAGGCCAUACUGAUGUAGAGCCACCUGUCUCCACCAAUCAGCAUAAGGUAUUCGUUGCCCCAAUUGGCCCAUUCUGGGCAUGGAUCGCCCAGUCCACAUGUCAGUUCACCCUACAUCUUGAAUUCUGGGUAUGGUUCUUCGAGCUACUACUAUCUUGGAGGCUCCAGUCAGUAUGGGUCGUACCUAAGGCGAUGUGGGGAAUCAGGGCCAAGCCUGUCUACCAUGGCCGCUCGGUCGCCACAGCAGUUUCAAUCGGAGGCAAAUGUGGCGGUAGGCACAUCAUCAGCUCAGUCCUUGCGGCAGUCCUACCUGAGAGGCUGUGGCGAUUCGGAUGCCAGUCUAUCGGACAUGAUGUCAGCCCAGUCAUUGCCACAACAGUUUCAGUCGGAGGCAAAUGUGGCGGCAGGCACAUCAUCAGCUCAGUCCUUGCGGCAGUCCUACCUGAGACGCUGUGGCGAUUCAGAUGCAAGUUUGUCUGA